Molecule: messenger RNA, 522 nt
Organism: Rotaria socialis
Lineage: Eukaryota; Metazoa; Rotifera; Eurotatoria; Philodinida; Philodinidae
Source: the annotation of a GenBank genome assembly
AUGGAUGAACAGAGAUAUCUCUACGUUUCUGACUACAAAAAACAUGAAGUAAGACGAUAUCAAUUGAAUGGUAAGAAUGGCACUGUCGUAGCUGGUGGAAAUGGCGCUGGUAGCGGCCUCAAUAAAUUCGACGAGCCGACUUAUCUCUUUGUUGAUCGAGAACAGAAUAUCUACGUGUCAGACUACAACAAUCAUCGUGUAAUGAAAUGGAAUAAAGGUGCAAAAGAAGGUAUUGUAAUCGCUGCAGGUCAAUACUACGGGAAUGCUCCGACUCAAUUGUUUUACCCUAACGGAAUCUUUGUCGAUAUGUGGGGUACACUCUAUGUAGCAGACCAGGAAAAUCAUCGUGUAAUGCGUUGGACUCAAGGAGCAAAAGAAGGCACUGUAAUUAUGGGUGGAAACGGCCCAGGAGCAGGAGCAAAUCAGUUCAACCUCCUCGGUGGUCUAUCUUUCGAUCGAGAAUGUAAUCUUUAUAUCGCCGAUUGGGGUAAUAAUCGUGUUCAACAAUUUUCGAUCAAAUAA